Thlaspi arvense is the source of this 1393-nucleotide messenger RNA. Lineage: Eukaryota; Viridiplantae; Streptophyta; Magnoliopsida; Brassicales; Brassicaceae. The record is from the annotation of a GenBank genome assembly.
ACAAAUCUGAAAUCUCUGUAAUUAAGGCGGAGAAUUUUCUAUAUUGGUAAUCAUAGAUAAUUCUUUGGUUGUAAAAGAUAACAAAAAAGUCUAUAUAAGUCUCGACUCUCUCUAUCUCUUUUUAUGUCAUAAACGUAAACAAAUAAGUAAACAUGUCAACACUCAAUAACACUACUCCGGUUAACAGUGUUUCCCCAUCCUCCAUCAUUCGAGCUUCCAUCAUCCAAGCCUCCACCGUCUAUAACGAUACUCCAAAAACUAUUGAAAAGGCAGAGAAGCUGAUUGCCGAGGCGGCCAGCGGGGGCUCGGAGCUAGUGGUGUUCCCAGAGGCAUUUAUCGGUGGCUAUCCUCGUGGCUUUAGGUUCGGUAUGGGGGUUGGUGUUUUUAACGAAGAUGGUCGUGAUGAGUUCAGAAAGUAUCAUGCUUCUGCCAUUCAUGUUCCUGGCCCUGAAGUUGAAAAACUGGCGGAAAUUGCUAGAAAAUACAAUGUGUACUUGGUGAUGGGGGCUAUAGAGAAAGAUGGAUAUACACUCUACUGCACAGCCCUUUUCUUCAGUUCGGAAGGUCGGUUCUUGGGGAAGCACCGUAAACUCAUGCCAACAACUACUGAACGUUGCAUUUGGGGUUACGGGGAUGGAUCAACCAUCCCUGUUUAUGACACUCCAUUAGGCAAACUCGGUGCUGCUAUUUGCUGGGAAAAUAGAAUGCCUCUCUACAGAACUACAUUGUAUGCAAAAGCCUGCCAGUUCUGUCGGCGUAAAGAUUUUCCUGAACAUCCUGAUUACUUGUUUUCCGACUGGUACGAUGAGCAAGAACCUGAUUCUAUUGUCUCUCAAGGCGGUAGUGUCAUCAUUUCACCAUUGGGAAAGGUUCUUGCUGGACCAAACUUUGAAUCAGAGGGUCUCAUCACAGCUGAUCUUGAUCUUGGUGAUGUCGCAAGAGCGAAGUUAUACUUUGAUGUGGUGGGACAUUACUCGAAGCCUGAGGUUUUUAACUUGACAGUAAAUGAGCACCCAAUGAAACCAGUUACAUUCGUGUCAAGAUCAGUGAGAGUGGAGGAUGACUCAGAACCUCAAGACAAUUAAUCAAGAUCUAAAGCUCAUCAAUUUAUCCUCUCCAUAACUGCUGGAGUUAAUGUCAAUCAUAUAUUUAUGUCAUGUUCAACAUUAUUCUGUUAAGCUUAUUUAUGUUUAUGUUCUAUAAUAUAAGAACCAGUCCGGUAAAACCAAUUAGUUUUUCUCUUUUCUUUAAGUAUCAUGAAAUUUAUUUUAUAGUUUUAUACAUCCCUAAUAUAAGUUUUCUUUUGCUGAUAAAAUGUUAUUAUGAAGUUUAAUCAAUUGUGAUUCUCCAGAAAAAAAAAUAUAUAUAUAUUGUUUGUAGCAUCAAAUAUGUU